This is a messenger RNA of Jaculus jaculus (lesser Egyptian jerboa), 2880 nucleotides long. It is a transcript of the gene Psmf1, whose product is annotated as proteasome inhibitor subunit 1. The coding region runs from base 104 to 919 and encodes 271 amino acids. NCBI's taxonomy places the organism in Eukaryota, Metazoa, Chordata, Mammalia, Rodentia, Dipodidae. Gene Ontology annotation, molecular function: endopeptidase inhibitor activity; proteasome binding. The record is from RefSeq and is a predicted model, not a curated record. Gene Ontology annotation, biological process: proteasome-mediated ubiquitin-dependent protein catabolic process. The transcript has 7 exons.
UUCAGCCGCUGUAGCAGCCCCGACCCGGGCCCGACCCGCGGGGCCGGCUGCCAGCGCUGGCCCCUCUCCUUUCCUCUCCUCCCCUACAGAAGGCUGAGCGCCCAUGGCGGGCUUGGAGGUGCUCUUCGCGUCGGCCGCGCCGGCCAUCACCUGCCCGCAGGACGCGCUCGUCUGCUUCCUGCACUGGGAAGUGGUGACCAACGGCUACUGUAGCUUGGGCACCGGCGACCAGCCAGGCCCCAGCGAUAAGAAGUCAGAACUCCUGCCAGCUGGGUGGAGCAGCAAUAAAGACCUUUAUGCCCUCCGGUAUGAGUCUAAGGAUGGAGCCAGGAAACUCCUCGUGAAAGCUAUCCCUGUGGAGAACAGCAUGAUCAUCAAUGUGCUGGAAUAUGGCUCACAACGAGUGGCAGACUUGACCCUGAACUUAGAUGAUUACAUCAGUGCAGAAGACCUGAGUGACUUCCACAGGACCUACAAGAACAGCGAGGAGCUACGGUCUCGUAUCUUGUCUGGAAUCAUCACACCUAUUCAUGAGCAGUGGGACAAGGCUAGUGUAAGCAGUCCCCAUCGGGAGUUCCCACCUGCCACUGCCAGUGAAGUGGAUCCACUCCGGAUUCCCCCACACUAUCCACACACCAGCCGGCCUCCUCCUUGGCGUGAUCCCCUGGGCCCGUUUGCCGUCGGGGGAGAUGACCUAGACCCCUUUGGAUGUCAGAGAGGUGGCAUGAUUGUGGAUCCCCUGAGAUCCGGCUUCCCAAGAGCACUUAUUGACCCAUCCUCAGGCCUCCCCAACCGGCUUCCUCCCGGUGCUGUGCCCCCAGGAGCUCGCUUUGACCCAUUUGGACCCAUUGGGACCAGCCCAUCUGGACCUAAUCCAGAUCAUCUCCCCCCACCGGGCUACGAUGACAUGUACCUGUGAAGGCUUCAAGAAUGUAACAUCCCAGCCUCCCCUCCACUCUCCAGGAGCUGCUGAUGCCGCUGCUGGCCCCGUCAGCACCUGUGUGCUUGUAGGCUGGGGGCAGAAGGCUCUGCCCAUGUGUUUGCAGGCCAGCCGGGGCUGCCUCCCCAGCCCUGGUCAGAGCCGAGGCACCUGCUGCAGCUCUGCACCUGGCUGCGUGUAGGUCCCAGGAGAAAUCAGUGUUUCUCUAUCGUCACCAACUGCUCCCCACUUCCACAAGAGACUCCGGCAACGUACACCCUCCACCCGAUGCAGUCCCAAUCACAGCGCUAUAAGAACAGAACGCAUUUUGGAUGUUAUUAUUAAGAACCAAAUGUCAAUACAAAAUUCAUGUUGCCAGUCUUCCACUUUGCUUUUUAUGUUACUGCACAACUCCUUCCAAUUACAAGGCUUGAGGCUUUGUGGAGGACUAAAUGACUAUCUUCCUACCAAGGCCCAUUCUUGCUGCUUACAAAUUGUUCUUGCCUCUCACAUUGCUAAGAUGAGCCCAUUCAGACUGUGUGGAUAGAAAUGUGUGAUUGGGACCUCCGCAGGCCACAAAGAUGACUUUCACCAGGGUAGGCACACUGUGGAAAGACUGCAUCCUCCUUACUAGGGCAGACUUCUCCACUCACUCUUAAUCUGGGCAGUCCUCUGUCUGUGGCUACCCCUGUGCAACUGUGGCCAGUGAGCAGAGGAAUAAAUGAACAGACCUGCAGGCUAAUCUCAUUUCCUCCCCAUAACUGACUUUGUAUUCCAAGAAAGUCCCUUUUCUUAGGGCCUUUUGGCCACCCGUGAAAUCAGAGGUGCCUCUCCUUGUCUAAAAGUUUCUCAUGUCUCUUUGUAUAGGUGGCAACAACCCUAGGAGCUGGGAAGAAAGGAAGAGACUGGAAGUCCUAGGCUUUAUGUCUAUAACUGUUCUUCCUCUUGGGGUCCAUAUGAGCACAGGUGCAUGGGCUCCAUCCAUCUGUGGUGUUGGUGUUCUCUAGAUCCUUUGAGCUGGCUGGUUUAGGCAUGCUCAGCCCUGUGCUGUAAUGGAAGGAGCACCAGGCCAGGAGACACCAAAUUUAGGCACUGGGCACUUUGCUGUACAGCCAGCAUUCCAGCCUUUCACUUCUCAGCUCCUUGGAUGAUUUCCCCAAAAUAAGACAGUUACUGUAAGUAGCAGCAAGCCACUGUUGCUUUUUUGAGGUAUCUGUUAAAAGGUUUGCCUGUCUGCUCAUCCAAGACUGGGUAGAUAAACUGAACUGACCAUCUGAUAAAGGCCGAGCUUAGAGGCUAGGCUAGUCAUGAGCAGACUCCCUGGAGGCAUCAGGCAGUUCCUUGAAUCAGGCACUGACAAAGGCCCCAGAGAUGAGGUACUGGCCUCCUUGAAGCCCUAGACCAUCUUUGCAAAGAUCAUAGAAUUGCAGAGACUAUUAUUCACCAUCCCUGAGGCUGGCAGGUAGAAUGUUCGUUUUGUUCUGAAAUUGGAUCAUGCUUACAACUAAAAGAGCUUAGAACAAUUUGCUCUUUAAAACUUCUUUUAUUACCAAAGGAAACAUUUGGAGGACCAUCAGGCUGGAGACUGUCCAGUAGGUACAGGAAAGGGAGAUGACUUGGGACACAGAUGUAAGGAAAAUAAAAUUGACACAAUAAAUUUGCCACUUAGGUUUUCCAGUAGCAAAGGUCAAAAACAUUGUCCCAUGCAUAAAUCUGUUUUCUGAAGACAGAAAAUUUGAGGGGUGGCUCUACAGAAUGAACUUUGGUAUCGGUCUUCUUGCAUCGAGGGCACAGGAACACAGACAGUGGUGUACGUGGUGCACGGGGAGAUGUGAACGGGCCUGGCUUUGUCGGUGUUACUACCCUUCCAGCUGUGAUUAAUCAGCAAGUGGGGAUGUUUCAGGCAUAUGUGUUGGAGAACCCAAAAAAAUGCAGCCUUAACAAUAAACAUCAGCACUUUA